This is a messenger RNA of Manduca sexta (tobacco hornworm), 2765 nucleotides long. It is a transcript of the gene gammaCOP, whose product is annotated as coatomer subunit gamma. The record is from RefSeq and is a predicted model, not a curated record. Gene Ontology annotation, biological process: intra-Golgi vesicle-mediated transport; endoplasmic reticulum to Golgi vesicle-mediated transport; organelle transport along microtubule. Gene Ontology annotation, molecular function: structural molecule activity. NCBI's taxonomy places the organism in Eukaryota, Metazoa, Arthropoda, Insecta, Lepidoptera, Sphingidae. Gene Ontology annotation, cellular component: Golgi membrane; COPI vesicle coat; endoplasmic reticulum-Golgi intermediate compartment. The transcript is spliced from 2 exons. Bases 1 to 2595 code for a protein of 864 amino acids.
AUGAGCUCUUUCAAACGCGACAAGAAAGAGGAAGAAGAUUCCGGUGGUAAUCCCUACCAGAAUCUGGACAAAACAAUCGUCUUACAAGAAUCGCGUUAUUUCAAUCAGACGCCCGUGAAUCCGCGAAAAUGUUGUCUAAUACUUACAAAAGUGUUGUAUUUAUUGAAUCAAGGCGAGAAGUUUACUACUCAAGAGGCAACGGAAGCGUUUUUCGCGACCACAAAGCUGUUUCAGUCGAAAGAUGUUAUGCUUCGCCGUAUGGUGUACUUGUGUAUCAAAGAGCUGAGUAACUUAGCCCAGGAUGUGAUCAUCGUGACAUCUUCAUUGACUAAAGACAUGACUGGAAAGGAAGAUCUGUACAGGGCAGCCGCUAUACGCGCUUUGUGCAGUAUAACCGACUCUACCAUGCUUCAAGCUAUAGAAAGAUAUAUGAAACAGGCGAUAGUUGAUAAGAACCCAGCAGUAAGUUCCGCUGCGUUGGUCUCCGCGCUGCACUUGUCGUCGACUGCUCCUGAUUUAGUGCGACGGUGGGCUAACGAGGCUCAGGAAGCCAUAACAUCCGACAACGCCAUGGUAUCGUACCACGCUCUGGGGGUCGUCGCCGGCUCGCGUCGCAACGACAAGCUUUCCACAGUGAAGCUUGUAACGCGCCUCGCCAAAACAAACAUUAAGUCUCCGUACGCACUGUGCCUUCUCAUCCGCCUCGCCGCGCAACUGGUUGAAGACGAUGAUUCAGAAGCUUCCCAACCCUACAUCGAGUUCAUAGAAUGCUGUCUCCGUCAUAAAUCAGAGAUGGUUAUCUACGAGGCGGCCCAUGCGUUGGUCAAUCUUAGAAAGACCGCAAGAGACCUCGCACCAGCUGUAUCAGUACUGCAACUGUUCUGCGGGUCUUCCAAGGCAUCGCUUAGGCUUGCCGGAGCCCGAACCCUGGCUAGGUUGACAGCAAAACAUCCUACAGCUGUCGCGGCAUGCGCUGUCGAUUUGGAAAAUUUGAUUUCCGAUUCCAAUCGAUCAGUCGCAACUCUAGCAGUCACCACUCUAUUAGCGACUGGAGCAGAGAGUUCAGUAGAUCGUCUCAUGAAGCAGAUAUCCAGUUUCGUGUCUGAAAUUUCGGAUGAAUUCAAAAUUGUGGUGGUUAGAGCGAUCAGGAGAUUGUGCACGAAGUUCCCGAGGAAGCAUCAGUCCCUGGCCGCUUUCUUGGCCGGCAUGUUGAGAGAUGAAGGUGGUUUAGAAUACAAAGCAGCCAUCGCUGAUGCUAUAAUAGCUUUGGUAGAAGAAAACCCUGAUGCAAAAGAGACAGGAUUGGCUCAUCUGUGCGAAUUCAUUGAAGAUUGUGAGCACACAGCUUUGGCCGUUCGUAUUUUACAUCUGCUUGGCCGUGAGGGCCCUAAAUCUCGCCAACCGUCACGCUACAUACGAUUCAUAUACAACCGUGUUAUUUUAGAAUCAGGACCGGUUCGCGCCGCAGCAGUGUCCGCUGUAGCCCAAUUUGGUGCACAAAGACCAGAGCUGCUGCCCAACAUUAGGGUGCUUCUUGCCAGAUGUCAACUCGAUGACGAAGAUGAAGUCAGGGACCGUGCAAUAUACUACAGCGCCAUUUUGGACACAGGAGAUCAGCAGUUAAUCAAUGAUUAUAUUGUUGAUGUACCAAAACCAAACCCAGUUUUAUUGGAGAAAGCGCUGCGUGACCACCUGGCGACGCGACCUGACGAACCAUUUGAUCUGAUGAGUGUUCCUUCUGAGGAAGAACUGAAAGAAAGUAAGGAGCCAAUUGUGGAGAUCGAAGUUCGCAAACCGGUGCAAAUGUCCAUUGAAGAGAUAUACACUGAACAACUAUCCAAGAUACCUGGCAUAGAAAGACUUGGCUCCCUGUUCAAGACCAACGUACCUAUCGAUUUGACUGAAGCGGAGACAGAGUACAGGGUCCGUCUUCUUAAGCAUGUAUAUGCCCGUCACGUGGUGCUGCAGUUUGAGUGUGUCAACACGCUAAGUGAUCAGAUUUUAGAGCAAGUUCACGUGAGAUUGGAAUGUCCGCCAGAAUACGAAAUAAAGUCCAUUGUACCCUGCCAAAAGCUGGUUUAUGACAAGCCUGGAAGUGUUUUCGUGGUUAUAGAAUACCCUUGCGCAUUCUUAGACAGUCUGGGUUCUUUCGGAGCAACAUUGGAGUUCGUAGUCAAGGAUUGCGACCCCACCACUGGCGCCCCUGACCCGGGCGAGGGUUACGCAGAUUCUUACCCUCUCGAAGAGUUUGAAAUGGGUUGUUCAGAUCAGAUUAGGGCUAGGGCGGGCGUUGAGGACUGGGAGCAAACUUGGGACAGAGCAGCCAAUGCACCAGAGGCGAGUGAUACAUUCGUCCUCCCGCAAAACGAUAUGGGAGAAGCAGCGAAGGCAGUUUGCGAGCACCUCGGUCUUCCCAAGGGAGCUAUCACAGGCGAGGCGGUAAAGGAAAUCCGUGGCGGUGGCAUCUUCAGAGGAGGAGCCCCAGUUUUGGUCAGAGCCAGGCUAGCUGCAAGCAGUGGUGGAGUGACUAUGAAGUUAGCGGCCAGGUCGCCUAGAGAGGACGUCGCACAGUUGCUUCUAGCAGCUGUUGGUUAAAAUGAGGCAUUAAAUGUAUUAUUUUUAGUCUUGAGACCGAUGGCUAGGAGAAUCAGCUAUUUAAAAUAGAAAGAUUUAUAUGACUUCUGCUGUUCUGAAUAGUAAUAUAGUGCCAAUAUUGAAAUAUAAAUAUGUAAUAUUAUCAAAAUAAACAUUACAUUAAAGAAAUA